AUGGCAUUUCCGCCACAAUAUCGGGAGCCGCCUCCAACCCUCCCGAGCAUCAUAGCACCCGGGCCCGGCCACUAUCAUGCUCCCCACGACUCGAUGCGUUUCGGCAGGAGUCCGGCCAUUUCCAUACCUGGCCCCGAGCCUAAAGUCAACGCGCCCCCGCCCCUGCCCCCUCCACGAAACUUACCCGUUGGCGAUGCUCCGCAGCCGCCGCCAAACUCCAAGGACCACCGCCUGCGUACACACGCCUCUUCCCUUGCCAGCGGCUACGGCAGCAUGGGCUCCUCGUACGCAGACGACCGACCCCACUUCAAGAGGAGGGACACCGCAAACGGCGGCGACGAGGGCUACGCCAGCUAUGCUUCCACCGAGAGAUCUCGGGACUCGCUGCCCGCCGACAUAGGCCUGCACCACACCAAAUUUUACUUCCAGACUCCUGCCGACCUUCACGCCGACAGCAUCAAGCGGAAACUCGACCCCAUCCGCACCUUCGACAAGUCCCCGCCGCGCUCCCUGCUCACAUCCUCCAUCAGCGAUGUCUCCCGAAGACACCCCGACCCAUGCCUCCCGCCUGCCCUCAACGUGCCCGUCCAGCUUCCGAUACACAGCCGCCCGAUUCUUGAAUCCCCCGGCCGAAUGUCAGACGCCUCCAUCUAUUCCGCCGCAUCGCCCCUGUCUGCAGCUCCCUUCCACCACCACAGCCCCGCGGAUCAUCGCCUGCACCCCGAUGUGUUGGAUCUGGACCGCUCGCCCAGGGGGCGGACCAGGCGAAACAACAGCGACGACGCAACCUCGACGCAAGGAAGCUACGAGUUUACGGGGGCCGAGGACAUGGAGAUUGACGAGUCAUCCUCGAUGCGGCGGCUUCGAAUCGACGAUGCAUACGCAGCGGCGGGCCAGAAGCGAAGGGCCGCGAGCCCACCCGCCGAAGAUCACCUGCUGCAUUGCGUGACUGGCCAGAGCGAUGCCCUUCGCCGAAGGGACGUGACAACUCGCGGUUCUCCGACCGCUCGGCUCGCCGCCGUUUCUCAAGCGUCGCCUGCUUCGUCCGUGGCGCAGGCGCCGGCGUCGCGCUCCAGCUCCUACAUGUCCACCGUCUCAAUGGCCCCCACCAGCAUCACGCCAGCCAACUCGUACGGCCGCCGCUCGCCAGGCGGCGCCUCGCCAGGUGGCAUCUCCCCGACCUCGUGCAACUCCCCCUACCCGACGCCGGCCUCUUUGACACACAGCCCUAGGGCCUCUAUGUCAGGGAGGACCUCGACCCACGGCAGGGCGGCUACUGGCGCGAGCCCGAGGAAGUUGACGGAUGCGCAGAAGCCGGGCAGCUCGAAGCUCCAAGGUUUCUUCAUGUGCGAAUGCUGCCCGAAAAAGCCCAAAAAAUUUGAGAGUGCGGAAGAACUCCGCGCCCACGAAGCUGAGAAGCAGUACGAGUGUUAUUUCUGCGGCAACCGCUUCAAGAAUAAGAACGAAGCCGAGCGCCACCAAAACUCGCUCCACGUCCGCCGCCACUCGUGGUCGUGCUCGGCGCUCUCGGGCUAUGACCGCGCUUUCCACGACUCGGCGAACCGCCCCGGCGAGGCCGACACGUGCGGCUACUGCGGCGACGAGUUUUCCAGGCACGCCACGGAUCAUGACUGGGACGAGCGGAUCCGACAUCUGCAAGACGUGCACAAGUUCAGAGAGUGCAACGCGGCCAAGAAGUUUUACAGGGCAGACCACUUCCGCCAGCACCUGAAGCACAGCCACGCCGGGACGAGCGGCAAGUGGACUAACAUGCUGGAAAACGCAUGCAUGGUGGAGGAAGCUCCCUCGCCGAGAUGA
Hirsutella rhossiliensis is the source of this 1818-nucleotide messenger RNA. RefSeq lists its product as uncharacterized. Bases 1 to 1818 code for a protein of 605 amino acids. Gene Ontology annotation, cellular component: nucleus. Gene Ontology annotation, molecular function: RNA polymerase II transcription regulatory region sequence-specific DNA binding; DNA-binding transcription factor activity, RNA polymerase II-specific. The record is from RefSeq and is a predicted model, not a curated record. Gene Ontology annotation, biological process: regulation of transcription by RNA polymerase II. The transcript is spliced from 4 exons. NCBI's taxonomy places the organism in Eukaryota, Fungi, Ascomycota, Sordariomycetes, Hypocreales, Ophiocordycipitaceae.